AUGGCCGUCGCGAUCAACGACCGCACGGCGGAAUUCCGUCACAUUGUCAGCGCCGCGAAGCGCAAGCAAGUGGCAAAACCUGGAUCGCAGAGACUCCUCGGCAGCAGUCAACAAAGCGCCGCCAACGACGAUGUCAAACCCAAGCGCUCAGAGUUUGCGCGGAGUGCGGCAGAAAUCGGCAGAGGAAUCUCGGCUACUAUGGGCAAACUGCAAAAGCUGGCUCAGCUGGCCAAGAAGCGAUCCCUCUUUGACGACAACCCGGUCGAGGUGAACGAGUUGACCUUCAUCAUCAAGCAAGAUCUGUCCCGCCUCAACGAGGAUAUCCGAAAUCUCCAGGCCCUUUCCAGACGGCUGCACCCAAAACCGGACCAAGAGGGUGAGAACAACAAGAACAUUUUGCUUCUCUUGCAGGGCAAGUUGGGGGAUGUCAGCGCGAACUUCAAGGACGUGUUGGAGAUCAGAACCAAGAACAUCCAGGCCUCGAGGUCAAGGACCGAGGCAUUUGUCUCUAACGUCGGGCAACAUGCGCAGCUUUCCUUGCAGCAAUCUGCCUCCCCGCUAUACGGCACGCCAAACCGGGGGACACCAUCACCGGGGAAUGACUUGAUUUCUCUGAACCCAGUGGUAGACCAGCAGAUGCAGCUCCAGAUGAUGGAGGAGGGUGGCCAGAACAACUACAUUCAGCAAAGAGGGCAAGCCAUCGAAGCCAUUGAAUCUACCAUCAACGAACUGGGGUCCAUCUUCGGUCAACUAGCUGGCAUGGUCAGCGAACAAUCAGAGAUGAUUCAAAGAAUCGAUGCCAACACAGAGGACGUCGUGGACAAUGUUGAGGGCGCACAGAAAGAGCUUCUCAAGUACUGGUCACGAGUCAGCAGCAACAGGUGGUUGUUAGCCAAGAUGUUUGGCGUUCUUAUGAUAUUCUUCCUGCUCUGGGUGUUGAUCGCCGGGUAG
Messenger RNA from Podospora anserina S mat+, 951 nucleotides. RefSeq lists its product as uncharacterized. Gene Ontology annotation, biological process: intracellular protein transport; vesicle fusion; endoplasmic reticulum to Golgi vesicle-mediated transport. The record is from RefSeq and is a predicted model, not a curated record. Gene Ontology annotation, cellular component: SNARE complex; endomembrane system; Golgi membrane. The transcript has 5 exons. Lineage: Eukaryota; Fungi; Ascomycota; Sordariomycetes; Sordariales; Podosporaceae. The coding region runs from base 1 to 951 and encodes 316 amino acids. Gene Ontology annotation, molecular function: SNAP receptor activity; SNARE binding.